AUGCCACUUGAGCUCGAAGCCGCCAUCGCACAAUCUCAGUCCCAGGACGGACGCAUCGAGGACAAGGAAUAUUAUACAAACUUCCUUGAGCAGCUUCUGGGGUUGGUUCGUCAUGGCGACCAAGCAACCGUUUCUCGCAUGAUAUCUGUCAUCCGCUCUGGGGCCUCCCAGGAAGAAAUCCUCAGAACGCUAUCCGAAAUGUCGAACAACAACCGUCCCGGUCAAGAGGGGAACAGGGGUAACGGCUAA
This is a messenger RNA of Aspergillus udagawae, 249 nucleotides long. RefSeq lists its product as uncharacterized. Lineage: Eukaryota; Fungi; Ascomycota; Eurotiomycetes; Eurotiales; Aspergillaceae. The record is from RefSeq and is a predicted model, not a curated record. The transcript has 2 exons. Bases 1 to 249 code for a protein of 82 amino acids.